Cannabis sativa is the source of this 4992-nucleotide messenger RNA. RefSeq names its product LEAF RUST 10 DISEASE-RESISTANCE LOCUS RECEPTOR-LIKE PROTEIN KINASE-like 1.2. The coding region runs from base 2713 to 4779 and encodes 688 amino acids. The transcript is spliced from 4 exons. The record is from RefSeq and is a predicted model, not a curated record. Gene Ontology annotation, molecular function: protein kinase activity; ATP binding; polysaccharide binding. Gene Ontology annotation, biological process: protein phosphorylation. NCBI's taxonomy places the organism in Eukaryota, Viridiplantae, Streptophyta, Magnoliopsida, Rosales, Cannabaceae.
AUGAUAGAGCAUUAAAAUAGCUUUGAAAUGCAAGUUCAAUCGCAUCAAUCUGAUCAAUAUUGAGUGAGUUAUGACCAUUUAAUUGAAGGUUGUUCCGGGCCUAGCACCCAGGUUGACAUCCCAAUGCCCAGGUUGACAUCCAUCGCCUAGAUUCACAUGUGAUGUCAACUUAGACGCUGGGUGAGUGGGCAAACCUAUCGAGGAUUAUUUUUUUUUUUUUUAUGCUUAAGUGAUAUUUUGACAUCACUUAGUCUAUUUCUGUGUUUUGACAAAGCUGGUCACCAGUUCUCGGAACGAGAGACUCAAAACUACUCAGUUUUUCAGUAAUUCACCUUGUUAGAAAAGUAAAAAUAUGAAGUUGUGAAUUUGACUUCAUAGUGAUGAGUUUGGGAUUUCGGGCUCACGAAGUUGGCUCGUUUCCCCUUUUUGGGGCGAUGCGCGAGGUACAGGGAUCUCAAGGUGUUGGUGCCUUGAUGGCGAUAUUUUUUGCCUUUGCAGACUAUUCUCACCGUCAGGUGUGACGAAUGCAGUUACUCCAUCUUGGUGUGUGUGUUAGAUUCUUUUCACGUAGGUUUCCCCCUCCUCUUGUUUGAGGUACUUGGCUGUUUUGGCCAACUUCUUCAGCCAUGGGUGUUGGUGGCUCUUUUCUGGAGGUGAUCCAUUGAAUGCUGUCAAGGCAAACCUCCAUUUCUUGGAGACGGCGAGAGCGUCUAGGCAUUUUGAAAUGAUUAUGUAUGAGGAAACAACAUGACUUUAGCCUGUCGUUCCCAUAGACGGCGCCAAACUGUUGACGGUGAGAACUCGUCAACUAACUUGUCUUUUGGAAAAUCAAACUCCACUCCAAACUCAAAACUAAGAUGAAGAAAAAGAUGAAAGUAUAAAUUCAAGUGUCUAUCUUAAAGUAGAGAGAAAAUAAAAACUUUAUAUUACUCGCAAUAUGGUGGUUACAAGAAUGAUUUUCCAACCUCCUCUCACAUCUAAGGAAGGAGUAUUUAUAGGCUCUAAUGGCCUGAGGUAAUAGUGGUCCCAAAGGGGACAAGUUGUCACUUUCAGGCUGCAAAUCGAAGGUGUAGGAGGUGGUCUUGCGCCUCGUAUCCUUGUCUGUUGACAGGUGGUCUCGGGUUGCGAGGGUAAUGGCUGUAGUGUACCCUUUGUCAGCUCCUCAGACCUUGCAGAUGUACUACUCGUACCUUCUUACUUUCAAAGCUUGCAGAAGGCAGGGCCGUACUCUCCUCGCGUGCAAUUACCUUGUCCUUGUGAUCGUAUCCUUGUCACUUCACUCUUCUCUUGCUUGGGAAAAUUCCACCAAGUUUUGACGCGUUACGCCCGAGUGACAUUCUCAACGUCACGACCGAGUGACAUCCUCAACGGCAUGGCCGAGUGACAUUUUCAACAUCAUGCCCAAGUGACAUUCUCAACGUCAUGGCCGAGUGACAUUCUCAACGAUGGCUGAGUGACAUUCCCGAUGUCAUGGCCAAGUGACAUUUGUCACUCUUGUGGAAGAGUGACAUCGAGCCACUCUUGGGCCAAGGUGACUUCCGCCAUAUCGUCCCUCAUGCCUUGAUCAGCUAACCUUGAAAAUUACAAGUGCCAAUUCCCUCAUUUGACUUUUGCAAAAUAGCUCAGCUGAUCCACUCUAUCGUAAUUGGUACACACUGCUUUUGGAUGAGUAUUUUUUUGACUCCCUCGAUCAGAGGGUAUACUUAUAUAGUAUAUAGCCUAUGGAUAAACUAGAACCUUUGUAUUUUCGAAAAGAUAACAAUGACUUAAUUAGCUUGUGUUGAUAGAUUGAUCUAAGAAACGAAUGGCUAGAACCUCUUUAGUGUGUAGGAAUCGUUGUUCCAAAAGAGAUACAAUUUUUCUUUCUUUCUUUUAUAGAUCAAAUGCAAUGACGGUAGGGAGCAGGGGAGGCUUGUAAUUUGUUUGGAGUUGUAGCUUUUGUUGGUUGAUUAAUGAAAUUUUUUCAAGGUUUUGGUGAGAAUUGGUACUUCACGCUCGAUAUAAUUUUGAGUCUCACUUACAACAAUAAUUCCUUCUGUCCAAACUCUCCUCCUGUGGUUGCCAUGCUAUUCUGAUAGUGACUUUGACGGAGAAGGUGAUUUUCUUUCUUUCACUUUCUUGCCAUGACCUUGCCCUCCAUCCUUCUUCUUUUCUAUUUUUAGAUAAUUCAUCCCUCUUUUUUCUACGUCUACGUGAACAUGCAAGUUGGAUUUUUGUAACAUAACUUGAUGUUGUAUCACUGAAUAUCACAUCCCCUAAUAUAAAUUUUUUAUAGAUCAGAGGAAGCUCCCUCGUAAUUUCCCAAUCAGUUCAUCCAUUUGAGGAUUUGUUUAUAUAAACAUAUUUAUAUAUAAAUAUAUAAUAUUUAUAUAUAGGUGUUUUUGUUUAUUUCUUGUAUGUGGCGUGUGGGCGGCCAUGAAUUAAUUAAUAUUCAACCAAAGAUAACUUUAAGCUCUGUAAUAUUAUAUGAGUCGUACCUAAGAUCUAUUAGUCCUUUUCUUGCUUAGAAAAUUCCAACAAACCAACGAAUACUACUUCCCACCAUUCUUAUAUAUUUCCGUUGAGAAAUAGAAAAAGUAAAUCAAGAAGAAGAAAACAUUCACGUAUCUUUCUAAAUAAUAAUAAUAGUUCUUAUUUGACCUUAUAUGUUUUUCUAAAUCAUCAAAACCCAAGCCCCUUCUUCAUGAGAGCUUAGCUAGCCACUUGCACACCAUGAAGCUUCUCUUGAAACCUCUUGUCGCAGUCAUCUUCUUGGUUAUCUGGUCCAGUAGUUUGGAUUCAUAUCAAGGCCAACAAUUAGAGAAAGAUAACGGUAACAAAUUCAGAGCCUGCAAACUUCCGUACGAGUGCGGCCACAUAAAAAAGCUUCUUUUCCCGUUCUGGGGAGGCAACCUACCCAGCUACUGUGGCUACCCGGACUUCAAAGUUUCCUGUGACCCCCAAAACCGCUCUAUUUUCAAUAUCCAGGAUGUCAAGUACAUCUUAUACAGUAUCAAUUCUUCUAAUCAAAACAUUACAGUCACAGCGGCGAGAUUGGAUCUGUUGGAGGGUCCUUGCUCUGGGAAUGUUGACAUUGUUAGCGGAAAUUUGACUUAUCGAUACGAUGUUCCCUUUUACUUCCCUCAGGAGGUAGAAAAUGUCACUUUGCUCUAUGGCUGCGACAAUUCAGAAGCAGAACGACUCUUGAAGAACAGGUUUUUGUGCCCUACACCAGUUAAAGGGAGUACAAUUGUUUAUUAUGCGAACGAUUCUGUGAUCGAAUCCCUGAGAUCCAGUUCUGGGGAGGAGUUGGAUUCGUGUGAAUCUUUAAGAGUUUCUGUAUACAAAGAUGCUUUAAAUGAAAGCUUAAGAAGCCUGGGUGGCAGUGAAGAGAAGAUACUUGCAAUUGGUGAAGCUUGGAGGAAGGGAUUUGAAGUAGUAUACUCUGAAUUGACAUAUUGUAAAGAUUGCAUGGAUUCUGGCGGCAUAUGUGGCUACAACGACAAUUCUAUUGAGAUUUUUAGCUGCUUUUGCCCAAGGCAUUAUACACAACGGGCAUCUUAUUGUCUACAUCCUGGAAAAAGGGAUUGGCUCCUCAAGGGUGGCAUAGCUGUUGGUGCUAUUUUUGCUGGGAUAAUACUGAUGGGAUUUGUGGUCUUUUGCUAUCAACGUCGAAAUAAAAAAACAAAUGCACCGCCAUAUUUUCUGUCUCGCAGCAUUUCCUCUAAUAUCUCUUCCGUAAAGGAUAUUGAAAAAGGAAGCACUUACUUUGGAGUACAUCUCUUCUCCUAUGAAGAGCUUGUGGAAGCCACAAAUAAUUUUGAUUCAUCCAAAGAACUUGGAGAUGGAGGCUUUGGCACUGUAUAUUAUGGAAAACUACACGAUGGCAGAGAAGUUGCAGUCAAGCGUCUCUACGAAAGCAAUUGCAGGAGAGUAGAGCAGUUUAUGAAUGAAGUUACUAUUUUAGCUAGCCUACGCCAUCCAAAUCUUGUUUCCCUAUUCGGCUGCACCUCCCGCCACAGCCAUGGACUCCUUCUAGUAUAUGAGUACAUUCAAAAUGGAACUGUUGCUGAUCAUCUUCACGGUCAAAGAGCUAAGCCUGGUGCACUAGCAUGGCCUAUGCGACUAAAGAUCGCCAUAGAGACGGCAUGUGCAUUGGCAUAUCUCCACGCCUCUGAUAUUGUACACCGUGAUGUGAAAACAACCAAUAUACUCCUGGACAGUAGUUUUUCAGUCAAAGUAGCAGAUUUUGGAUUGUCUCGGCUCUUUCCAACACAUGUCACUCAUGUCUCAACUGCUCCACAAGGGACUCCCGGUUAUGUUGAUCCAGAGUAUCAUCAAUGUUACCAGCUGACCAGUAAGAGUGAUGUCUACAGCUUUGGGGUAGUUUUAAUGGAGCUUGUAUCAUCCAUGCCUGCUGUUGACAUAGCAAGGCAUCGACACGACAUUAAUUUGUCUACUAUGGCUAUCAAUCGGAUUCAAAAUCACACAUUACAUGAGAUUGUUGACCCAUGUCUCAAGUUUGAUACAGACAUUAGAGUGAAGCAAACUAUAACAGGCGUAGCUGAAUUAGCAUUUCAAUGUCUUCAAAAUGAGAAGGAUUUGAGACCAUCUAUGGUUGAUGUACUGGAAGAACUAAAGGCCAUACAGAGUAGAGGUUAUAAAACCAAGAAUGCCAAAAAUGAUUCCACAGAAGAUGAUGUUGGGUUGCUAAAAUGUGGUCCAUUGACACUUUCCCCAGACACUGUUACAAUAAGCUGGAGUAGUAGCAGGAAUACAACCCCAAAUGCAAGUGGUUAAGUUUCUUGUACAUUUCACUUGGUAUUAUUCAGUCAGUAUAGUGCAACUACUAUCUUCAAUAUGUCUUAAAGUGGGUGACUUUUCAUUUCGAUUUUUCAUCUACUAAAUGUUUUUUUUUUCUCUUGAAUGAGAUGUACAUAAUGUGUCAUUCCAUAUGAAGGACGAGGCUCAUCUACAAUGAGACUGAUUUUAACUAAUGUUUCUGACUUGUAA